Molecule: messenger RNA, 3603 nt
Organism: Drosophila navojoa
Lineage: Eukaryota; Metazoa; Arthropoda; Insecta; Diptera; Drosophilidae
Gene: iav
Product: transient receptor potential cation channel subfamily V iav
Biological process (GO): calcium ion import across plasma membrane
Cellular component (GO): plasma membrane
Molecular function (GO): calcium channel activity; protein binding
Source: RefSeq, a predicted model, not a curated record
CUUCCAGUUGGUCAGUGAAAAGCAAUCGGAGGUGACUCUCAGUUUUGGUUAAUCGGGAUGAAAUUUCUGCUGAAAAAAUGUCUGAGGAAAAAGGCGCCCGAAAUGAAGCCAGGCGCCAUACUGGAUGCGGUUAUAUCGCAGUCCUCGGCAACGGCCUGCAGAUGCCUGCUCUACAAGCUGGCCGACUACAAGAGAGGUGGGGAUCUGAUCGAUGCCAUCAAUACGGGCGGCUUGGUGGCCGUGGAGCAGCUGAUACGGGAGCAGUUCGGUGUCUUCAUGUACAACGAUGGCAAGGGCCAGGUGAUCAAUCGGGCCGAGUUCCUGCGCUGGAAGUAUCGAGAUCAUACGGAGGUGACAAUACCCAUUGAGGCAUCACUCUCCAUACACGAUCCGCUGGGCAAGUGGGAGGAUCACAAGGCCUGCUGGCAGAUGCAAUAUCGUGGCGCUCUUGGCGAGAGUCUGCUGCACGUGCUCAUCAUCUGCGACUCGAAGAUCCAUACGAAGCUGGCCCGAGUCCUGCUGCGCGUCUAUCCCAAUCUGGCCCUGGACGUGAUGGAGGGCGAGGAGUAUCUGGGCGCCAGUGCGCUGCAUCUAUCGAUUGCGUACAGCAACAACGAGCUGGUCGCCGAUCUGAUCGAGGCUGGGGCCGACAUCAAUCAGCGUGCCAUUGGCAGCUUCUUUCUGCCGCGCGACCAGCAGCGCAUGAAUCCGGCGAAGAGCACCGACUACGAGGGCCUCGCCUACAUGGGCGAGUAUCCACUGGCCUGGGCCGCGUGCUGUGCCAACGAGAGCGUCUACAAUCUGCUCGUCGACUGCGGCGCCGAUCCGGAUGCCCAGGACUCGUUCGGCAACAUGAUCCUCCAUAUGGUUGUCGUUUGCGACAAGCUGGACAUGUUCGGCUAUGCGCUGCGCCACCCGAAGACGCCGGCCAAGAACGGCAUUGUCAAUCAGACGGGCCUGACGCCCCUAACGCUCGCCUGCAAGCUGGGCCGUGCCGAGGUCUUUCGCGAAAUGUUGGAGCUGUCCGCCCGCGAGUUCUGGCGCUACAGCAACAUCACCUGCUCCGGCUAUCCGCUCAAUGCGCUGGACACCCUGCUGCCUGACGGACGCACCAACUGGAACUCGGCGCUGUUCAUCAUAUUGAACGGCACCAAGCCGGAGCAUCUGGACAUGCUGGACGGCGGCAUAAUACAGCGCCUGCUGGAGGAGAAAUGGAAAACUUUCGCACAGAAUCAAUUCCUAAAGCGUCUGCUCAUUCUGUCCACCCAUUUGCUCUGUCUGUCCGUAUCCGUUUACUUGCGUCCGGCACACGAUGGCGACGGCCUGGACGACGAGGACAAUGGCGAUGCCGCCGCCAUGGCGCAGCUAAAGGACGGCGCUCCAAUGGCGCCAACUGCGGCAGCGGAUGAGGAUGACUACAAUGCCCAGACUGUGGCGCGCUACUGCGCCGAGCUGGCGACCAUAGCGGGGGUGCUCAGCUAUGUGGUCUUCCAGCAGGGUGACGAGAUCAAGAAUCAGGGUCUAUCCGCAUUUCUUAAGCAGCUGUCACAUGCGCCAGCCAAGGCGAUAUUCUUGUUCUCGAACCUGUUGAUCCUGGCGUGCAUUCCGUUCCGUUUGAUCGGCGACACGGACACCGAGGAGGCGAUCCUGAUCUUUGCCGUGCCCGGCAGCUGGUUCCUGCUCAUGUUCUUUGCCGGCGCCAUACGCUUGACGGGUCCCUUUGUGACGAUGAUUUAUUCGAUGAUAACUGGCGAUAUGUUCACCUUUGGCAUUAUCUAUUCGAUCGUCCUCUGCGGCUUCUCGCAGGCGUUUUACUUCCUCUACAAGGGGCACCCGCAGGUGCAGUCGACCAUGUUCAACACCUACACCAGCACCUGGAUGGCCCUCUUCCAAACCACUCUCGGCGACUACAAUUAUCCGGAUCUGAACCAGACGACCUAUCCGAAUUUAUCGAAGACCGUUUUCGUCAUCUUCAUGAUAUUCGUGCCGAUCCUGUUGCUCAACAUGCUGAUCGCCAUGAUGGGCAACACGUAUGUGACGGUCAUUGAGCAGUCGGAGAAGGAGUGGAUGAAGCAGUGGGCCAAGAUUGUGGUCACCCUGGAGCGAGCAGUGCCGCAGUCGGAUGCCAAGGGCUAUCUGGAGGCGUACUCCAUACCGCUCGGUCCGGCUGACGAUACGGGCUUCGAGGUGCGCGGCGUGAUGGUUAUCAAGAGCAAGAGCAAAACGCGUGCCAAGCAGCGCAAAGGUGCCGUCUCCAACUGGAAGCGCGUGGGACGGGUCACGUUGACGGCGCUGAAGAAGCGUGGCAUGACAGGUGAGGAGAUGCGGCGAUUGAUGUGGGGCCGUGCCUCCAUAUCGAGUCCCGUCAAGGUGACCAAACAGAAGCUCAAGGAUCCGUACAAUCUGCACAAUGAAUCCGACUUCACCAAUGCCAUGGACAUGCUGACGUUUGCCAACAAUCCGGCUGCCAGCAAUGGAGUACCGUUGCGCAGCUCAACUGCUGGAGCAACUGCAACAGCGCCAGCAGUGGCUGCACCCGUGCCGGAUCCGUUCCGUGAGCUGAUCCUCAUGUCCGACCAGCGACCGGACACACAUGAUCCGCACUACUUUGCCGGACUGCAGCAGCUGGCCAACAAGGCGUUCGACCUGGUUGAGCAGACGCUCAAAACGCAGCCGCAGCUGACCAGGAAGCCAUCCGUGCCAGCAGCGGCUGUGGCAGCGCCAAUAGCAACUGCAGCCGGAGCCACAGCUGCUGCGCCGCCGCCACAGAAGGCGGCUGUGCCGGCGCCUGUACCCGCGCCCAUGGCCAGCAAUUUGACCAAUCUGUUCCAGGAUCCCAAGGAUAUUGUGGAUCCCAAGAAGCUGGAGGAGUUCAUGAACAUGCUCGCCGAGGUGGAGACGGAGGAGAGCGACAGCGGUGGCCCCAUCCUGGGCAAACUAUCGCUGGCCAAGCGCACCCACAACGCGCUCUCCAAGGCGGACAUUAAACGCUCACCCAACCACAAUGGAAAGACUUCGAUGUCCUCGGUGUGGAAUCAACAAAUGCCAGACAUGGAAACGCUGCCGGACUUUAACUUUGAUGAGGCGGUGGCUGAGGAAGUGUUGACCAUCGAACAGGAGGCGGAGGCGGAAACCGAGGAUGGCAACGGCGAAGUGGAUAGCGAUGAUCUGCCCACAACCGACGAGGUGCAUGCCACAAUGAAGCAGUUCCAUCUGCGCAAGUGCCAGCCCAGCCAGGACGAGGCAGCGCGUCGAGCCAAAAGCGCACGGAUUCGACGCCGAAACAAAGUAUCCCCAGAGGAGAGCGAAGCCGAAGUGGAGGGCAAGCACACUCGGGGUCGCUCCGCAGCCGUGACGCGCAAAGCUCAAUCGCCGCCCGACCCCCUCGAGCCUUGGAGCACGCGUGAAUUACAGGAUAUCAACAAAAUAUUGGCCAGAAAGAAUUGAUUUUGUUGUAGUCUAUAAAAAAAAGUGAAAUAAUUAAAAUACAAAAAUAAUAUAUGAGACAAUUUUGUGAAUGCUUUCAAAUGAGUUGUGUUUUGCAAAUUUACUUUCAUUAAAUACAAAUAUUUAACUAUACAAAUACAAUAUAUCAUAUAUAAU